Molecule: messenger RNA, 625 nt
Organism: Guyanagaster necrorhizus
Lineage: Eukaryota; Fungi; Basidiomycota; Agaricomycetes; Agaricales; Physalacriaceae
Exons: 4
Coding region: 191-598 (135 amino acids)
Molecular function (GO): chitin binding
Source: RefSeq, a predicted model, not a curated record
CGCCGCACGAUGCACGCGCGUGUCCCGCCAAAAACAAGAAAAUUCGGUAAAACGGCCACACCAUCCCACUGAAUGUCCCAUCCCACCGAAUAGCGAGUCAGACCUUGGGCGUAUAAAGGGAGAAACGCGUCGCUAUCUCUCACCAGGCUCUCUCCCCCAGUCCCUCCUAAGCAAACUCUCCGUCACCAACAUGUUCAUCCUCACCGGUCUCGCUCUCCUAUUCACCACGGGAUUCCGUUUCAGUGCUGCCCAAGUAGCCAACUGUGCUCGCAACUACACCGUUCAGCUCGGUGACACCUGCAAUGCGAUUUCUGCUGCUCAGAAAGUUUCUACCUAUCAGCUCGCUCAGGUGAACACAUACAUCGACGAGAGGUGCACCAACUUGGUUUUGGGCCAGGUCCUUUGUCUAGGCAUUGUCGAUAAAGAUUGUACAGAGACCUACGUGAUGGCUUCGGGGGAUCACUGCGCAACUAUCGCUGUCGCCGAGAACACCACGUACGAUGUUAUAUUGGCCAAUAAUCCCAACGUGGAUUCGACCUGCGAUAAUCUCUACCCAGGAGAGGUCCUGUGCGUCGCAUCUAAAAAUGUGUACACGUAAGAUAGACGAACUUUGAAAGAAUCAAUU